Molecule: messenger RNA, 288 nt
Organism: Leptosia nina
Lineage: Eukaryota; Metazoa; Arthropoda; Insecta; Lepidoptera; Pieridae
Source: the annotation of a GenBank genome assembly
AUGAUAUCUAAGAACAAAUUUGUGAUCAGGGAGAAUUCCAUGAAAAAUCAUAGUAAAACACAGAAAUGGUCAAUUAAAGAGGAAGUGCCAAAUUACAACUAUCGUAUUAAUCCUGAUGAAUAUUCCAUUAGAGUUACUAGAAGCCUCAGUAAAAUUAUUGACUGCAUUCAAAAUUUCCAUGUCGUUGAAGUGUACAAAUGCAUGCCCCUAUUAGGGGAUGAGACAGAAAUACCCAAUUGGGAUAUUCAUGUAGCCCGAUAUGCCAUUGUGUUUAAAAAAUCCAUUUAA